This is a messenger RNA of Tricharina praecox, 588 nucleotides long. RefSeq lists its product as uncharacterized. Gene Ontology annotation, biological process: autophagosome assembly. Gene Ontology annotation, cellular component: phagophore assembly site. The coding region runs from base 1 to 588 and encodes 195 amino acids. The transcript has 4 exons. Lineage: Eukaryota; Fungi; Ascomycota; Pezizomycetes; Pezizales; Pyronemataceae. The record is from RefSeq and is a predicted model, not a curated record.
AUGUCCGUUCCACGGACCCACCGCCCAGGCGCCGCGACUACAACUGAUGCGUCGGCCGCUGCUGGUGUUUCAACAGGAUCCCACGAGCUACCGACAGAUGCUGUAUCAAGCGAAGUUUCCGAUACGCAACUGGAGUAUAUUGUUUAUGUACGGCUGCCCUUUCCGCGGCGUGGCUUCGUCAACCCUCCCCAGGUGUGCUGGAAUGAACAGAAGGAGCGGCAUCUCUGGCGUACGGUUAUGCGAGAGGACCGCACACAGCCUAUCGAUUGGAACAAGCUUGCCGAAGACCUCCAGGUCACCCCGCUCUUUUGCAUGCGUGUGAUAAGUCUGCUCAUCAACCAAGAGCAAGCCAAGCUGAUGAAGGCCGCAAGGAGACCGUCUACCUUUACCGCGCCUCGCGCUGGUUCCUCGACGCUGUCUCCAGAAUCGGAAUUGUUAUCACCAUCUUCUUCGAUCAUGUAUGAGAAAUCCCAACCCGCUUCCACGGAUGAUCCCGCCUGGGAGUUGGUGUCAUCGUUGGAAGAAUGUCGUCGAGCGCCGCAUAACGUUGAACCGGGGUCUGUGGUCGAAUGGGAUCUGGAUCCUUAG